Messenger RNA from Penicillium verhagenii, 282 nucleotides. RefSeq lists its product as uncharacterized. The transcript is spliced from 2 exons. Lineage: Eukaryota; Fungi; Ascomycota; Eurotiomycetes; Eurotiales; Aspergillaceae. The coding region runs from base 1 to 282 and encodes 93 amino acids. The record is from RefSeq and is a predicted model, not a curated record.
AUGCCCCCGGAAAGCGGCAGACAGAAAAGACUUCACCGCGGCAAUACAAAGCGGGCGGUCUAUACGACAGCUCCAAGUCAGCACCCCAAGGUUAUACAACUACCUGUCAGUCACACCGAUAACAAUCCUCAUGAGAUCAAUUUUGGUUCCACUGCUGUCAUGUGCUUGUCAAACAGUGCCUCCAGCGAGAUCACCAGCGAGACCUCUGAAUAUCGAACGCCGCCAUCCUUGAGCCCUUCCCAUGCACAUGUCGCCGUUAUCCUGAAUGGUUCGAUGUUCUGA